GUCGGUAAAUUAUGAUACGGUAGGAUACUUGCACGAUACCUCCAUGAUAAGUGGAUGGCGUGGGUGACGUUUUGCCAAGAUUUGGGUGGGUAGGGGUAGAGGCUGGACUAGGCCAGUUCGAGUAUGAUACGGCUUCGGACUUGAGUUACCCGGAGGUUGUUGGGUGGGCAGACAAAUCAUACCCUUGGUUUAGACUGUUGGGAGCAAAAAACAUUAUUAUGGCACUCUGCAAGUGCAGCAUCACCACCUUUCCCCCAUGAUACGUGCAAGGAAAGGAGGAGAGCGAGGACGACAGCAAAAACAGCGACGGCAACAGCGACAACACAAUGGGCUCUAGCGCGAAACGCAAGAGGGAGAAACAAAGAGACUUUCAAAAGCCGAAGCUAAAGGUCGGCAAAGCAAGGGCUAAAGCAGACAACUUUACCAAUACGUCCUUCAGAUCGAAGGGUAGCGUGCUCCCUUCCCACUGCUUCCCAAUUCAUUGACUCCUCUUACCAUACACCCCCCCCUCCAGGAUACAAAGCUAACACGAGCCAGCAAUCACCCUCCCAACCCAAUCCCUGCACACCACCGCUCCCUCGACAGCAUCCUCCUUCACCCAUCACCUCUCCCUCCUAACCCACCACAGCGCAACAACCCGGAGGGAAUCCCUCUCGUACCUAAAAACUCACCUGCCCGCUGCUCUCUCCGUUACCGCCUCCACAACCCCCAAUGCAAUCUCCAACCUCCCGACCAUCUCCUCGCUAAUCUCCUCCCUCCUCCCACUAAUCCUUGACCCCUCCGCCUCUGUCCGCACCCAGCUUCUCACACUCCUGGUCCACCUCCCGCACACGCAUCUAGUCCUCCACACACGGAAGAUCCUGCUCUUCGUGAACUCCGCAAUGACGCACAUAUCCUCCGACAUCCGCAUGGACUCUACAAAGUUCCUGGACUGGCUGCUGGGGGCUAGCGGCGAGGAACUGUUCUCGGCCGGGGGGUGGGGCGUGUGUCUUCGCGGGCUAUGCGGGUGUCUAGGGUUUGGUGGUACUGCAGGCGAGGGCAGCAGUGUUAUUGUGCCGAAGGUUCAGGAUGGGAAGGCUGCCCUACCGCAUUUGGCUGUCUUGACCAAGGUUUUGGAGGCGGGGAUGGUUGACCGGCAGGAUGUUGAGGGGGAGGUUGGGGCAGGGGAUAGGAGGAGGAGGCCGGAUGGGUUGCAUGCCUCUUAUGAAGUGCAUAAGUUGCCGAGUCGUUCAAACGUGUAUGCUUCUUUGGGUCUGUUUGGCACGCUGGGUGGGGUUUAUAGGGGGGGGGUGUUGCAGGAGGCUGAUCCCGAGGACAGGGACUCGAGGAUCAGGUACCUUAUUGGCGGGCCCGGUAGGGGGAUGUUUGAUUCACUGGUUCUAGGCUUGGAGAGGCUGAAGAAGGGUGGUGGUGAGAUGGGGAGAGCUGCUGGGAAGGCGCUGGUUGUUUUGGAGGCCGCUGAUAGAGAGGGAGGGAGUUGUUGAAUGAUAUCUGUCCUUAUGAUGUACAAUAAUAGUGUAAGUUGGACGUGGACACUUGAUUCAGCUGCGGUGAUUUAUGACUUAUCUUUCACGGAAUAGGAUAAUAUAUUCUCAUCCCCGCUCAGUCGCGAAACCCCAGAACCCACACCAUAUGUUCCACUCGGUUCUAGGACCAUCAAAUCUUCUUUUCAAACUCUUUUCUGUUCUCUUCCUACACUACAUGCCGCAAUCGACUUCACAAAUUCAAGCACGAGAACCGCCCGAAAAUAGGGGAAAGAGAAAAGGAAAAACAAAAAGCCCCACCACCGAUAAUGUAUGAUACAUCGAUCUUCACCAAGUACGCUACCGGUAUUCAACUUCCAAAGCGGCGAAAAAAAGGGGAAAAAAGAAAAAAAGAGAAGAAAGAUAA
Messenger RNA from Tuber aestivum (summer truffle), 1890 nucleotides. NCBI's taxonomy places the organism in Eukaryota, Fungi, Ascomycota, Pezizomycetes, Pezizales, Tuberaceae. The record is from the annotation of a GenBank genome assembly.